This is a messenger RNA of Nanorana parkeri, 3626 nucleotides long. RefSeq names its product phospholipid-transporting ATPase IC-like. Gene Ontology annotation, biological process: Golgi organization; phospholipid translocation. The record is from RefSeq and is a predicted model, not a curated record. The transcript is spliced from 27 exons. Gene Ontology annotation, cellular component: plasma membrane. Gene Ontology annotation, molecular function: ATPase-coupled intramembrane lipid carrier activity; ATP hydrolysis activity; magnesium ion binding. Lineage: Eukaryota; Metazoa; Chordata; Amphibia; Anura; Dicroglossidae.
CAGGUCAUUUUCUGAGUAGACAAGCAAAGCAUGUGCAAAGCGUGGCAGGCCUAAAACACAACACAGUUGUACAGGAAGAGCAUGAUGGACGUAACAAUCAAAUCAGCAGAUCCUGCAAAUGAUAAAGAUUACACUUGGAAAGUUAAAGCCAAUGACAGAAGUUACCAGCAGAAAAUCAGAAAGACAGGAUUCCUUGGUUUUCAGAAGGACAAGCAUUUGGACAAUUCAAUUAAAACAUCCAAGUACAAUCUGCUGAAUUUUUUACCUUUGAAUCUAUAUGAGCAGUACCAUCAGGCCCAUGUAAUUUACUUUACAUUUGUGAUUCUUUUGCAGUGCAUCCCACAUAUUUCAACCCAGCCAGCAUAUAUCAUUGUGAUACCGCUCAUAUGUAUUCUGGUAGCAAGAGGUCUGCGAGACAUAGCAGAUGAUAUUAUCCGGUUACAUAGUGUGACGUGGAAGGAUAUUCAUGUUGGUGACAUUGUGUGCUUACGUAAAAAUGACUUUGUACCAGCAGAUAUGAUAUUGUUGAACAGUACUGAGCCAAAUAGUAUGUGUUAUGUAGAGACUGCUGGGAUUGAUGGAGAGACCAAUCUCAAAUUCCGUCAAGCCCCAGUGGUUGCACACUAUGCACUGCAGACUGAACAAGCAUUGUCAGAAUUUGAUGGUAUGAUCAUAUGUGAAGCUCCAAAUGCCAGCAUAAACAGCUUUGUGGGAGUCCUGGACUGGAAAGGAAAAAAGUAUCCUCUGAAUACUGAAAACCUUCUUAUGAGAGACUGCAGGAUCCGCAACACUGCACACUGUUAUGGGCUUGUCAUUUAUGCAGGGGUUGACACAAAAAUUAUGAAAAACUCUGGUAAAGUGAAAAUGAAGAGGACAAAGAUAGACAGCAUAAUUGGAAAAUGUGUUCUGUUUAUAUCUGUGUUGUUAAUUGUUUUGUCACUGGCAAUGGCUAUUGGAGCUGGAGUCUGGAAUCAUUGGUAUAUGAAGAAAUACAACUACAUCCCUGAACUUUCUGGGCUGUCCUUUUCUGCCAUCGGCUUUCUCUUUUUUUGGGCAUACUUUGCUAUUUUGAGCACGCUUGUACCUUUCUUUCUGUACAUCUCGUUGGAACUAAUGCAUGCGGUCCACAACAAAUUUAUCAGCCAGGAUUUAGAGAUGUACUACUCAGAAUCAGAUGUACCAGCUCAGGCAAGAGCCUCCAGCCUUUCUGACCUGUUGGGGCAGAUAGAUUACAUAUUCACAGAUAAAACAGGCACCCUCACACAAAACAUUAUGACUUUCAAGAAAUGCUGCAUUGGGCAGAAGAUCUAUGGUAAUUUCUCUAAUUAAAAAUUUAUAUUUCUAUUUUUACAGAAGGUGUCAUUUACUUGGAAUAUGUAUGCAAACGAAGCCUUUAAAUUCUAUGAUCAAACCCUGGUGGAAGAAUUGCAUCAAAAUCAAGACCCUUUGCUCCGAGAAUUCUUUAGGGGGAUAGCACUUUGCCAUACAGUUAUGUUGGACAACAGCACGGAAGGUUUAGUCUACAAGGCUGCAUCUCCAGAUGAAGAAGCCCUAGUCACUGCUGCCAGAAAUUUUGGCUAUGUUUUUCUUGCACGCACCCAAGAAACCAUCACAAUAAGUGAGAUGGGUACAGAAGUAACCUACAGAAUCUUGGCACUGAUGGACUUCAAUAGUGAUCGCAAAAGGAUGUCCAUUUUAGUAAGAAAUGAAGAAGGGAAAAUAAAACUUUACACCAAAGGAGCAGACUGUGUGAUCUUACAGCUCCUACAUCCCAACUGUGACACUGAGGUCAUUAUGAAUGCCUUGGAUGUCUUUUCAGAAGAGACUCUGAGAACACUCUGUCUGGCAUUUAAAGAAGUGGAAGAGCAUGAGUACAGGAUGUGGGAUGCAAAGCACCAUGAAGCCUCUAUAACACUUCAGAAUCGUGAGGAUCAUCUUGGAGAAGUGUAUGAAGACAUGGAAAAUAAUCUUCAGCUACUUGGAGCUACUGCCAUUGAAGAUAAAUUGCAGAAUGGAGUCCCACAGACAAUUCAGCUCUUGAGAAAUGGAAACAUGAAGAUUUGGAUGCUGACUGGUGAUAAACAAGAGACAGCAGUGAACAUUGCAUAUUCCUGUAACCUUAUUUCAAGUGACAUGCAGAUUGUGGAAGAGAAUGAUAUAAGGUACUUGCUGGAAAACGGCCUACAGAGUACAGAGAACAAUUUGACAGGAGAGUCCCAAAUAGGAGAACUAAGUAGCAACAAAGCAUUAGUUGUCACAGGAGACUUUUUGAGUGAUUUUAUGACUUCAUAUGAAAACCAGACUGAAGAAACUUCUGUAUGGAAGAAAAUGAUUAUGUCUCUGAGGAGAAAGAGGGAAACAGAUAAUAAAAUCAGCCAAAGAACAAGAAAUUUGGUUGAGAUGGCUUGUCAAUAUCAGUCAGUUAUUUGCUGUAGAAUGACACCCAAACAAAAAGCCAGCAUUGUGCAGUUGGUGAAAACGAACAAGAAGGUCACCACUCUUGCCAUUGGAGAUGGGGGAAAUGAUGUCAACAUGCUAAAGACUGCUCACAUUGGUGUUGGUGUGGUUGGGAAGGAAGGUCUCCAAGCAGUCCUUGCCAGUGACUUCGCAGUGGCUCAGUUUUCUCACCUCCAAAAUCUGUUAUUUUUCCAUGGACGUUUAUCGUAUAUCCGUUUUUCAAAGUUCUUGCAGUAUUACCACUACAAGACAUUUGCCUGUCUUUUCCACAAUGUCUGGUAUGCAUUUUUUAAUGGCUUCUCUGCAAAUGCCGUGAGUGAUAUCUGGUUCCUAAUUUUCAACACUUUAAUCUACACUUUCUUCCCAGCACUUUACAUGGGGAUGCUGGACAAGGAUGUGGAUAGUAAGACAAGUCUUCAUCAUCCUCGUCUGUACUUAACUAGCCAGAAGGACACAUGUCUUGGUUCCAGGAUCUUUGCAAAUGCCCUCUAUGGUAUCUACACUUCAUUGGUUAUGUUCUUCCUUCCAUAUUUCGCUUUCUAUGAUUCUGCCGGACCUGGAGGCAUAUUUGAUCACCAGGUUUUUGUAUACACCAUGAGCAACAUCUACUUCUUUGCAGUUUUGGCAGAGGCUGUCUUGGCAAUUGCGUCAUGGUCUGUGAUUGCUUUCAUCAUGUUUGGGAUCUCUCUUUUUAGCUACUUUGCGAUAUCAUAUGCAACUACUCUGCCAUCCGCAUAUUUAAGCAGCAUGCAAUAUUUUAACUUCAUGGGUGCGAUGGUAAAUUCCAUCAGUAGCAUAUACUUGUGGCUCAUUUUGCUGUUGGCUGUAUUUGUAAGCAUCAUUCCUUCUCUCUUCUGCCGAAUAUGGAAUAGACUAAUCCCUAAGAGCCAUUCGGUAACCCCACGAUUAAAUAACAUAGACCUGAACUCUAAUUUCCAAAGGAAUCAUUCCAGAAGACGGUCCAGCUAUGCUUUCUCGCAUAGUGAAGGAUAUGGAAAAAUUGUCACCAGCCAGAGAAAACAUAAGAAAUGUAACAUCCAUAUGAAAGAUAAGGAAUUAAAUAAAGAAUAAGUGACAUUUGUAAUAGUGAGCUUACACAGUACAUUAUACUAUUCAUUAGAACAGGGAAAUGUUGUAUUAUAGUGUAUCUAUAGCCAAUUUUUUCGUUA